Fusarium keratoplasticum is the source of this 1596-nucleotide messenger RNA. RefSeq lists its product as uncharacterized. Gene Ontology annotation, cellular component: mitochondrial inner membrane. Lineage: Eukaryota; Fungi; Ascomycota; Sordariomycetes; Hypocreales; Nectriaceae. The transcript has a single exon. The record is from RefSeq and is a predicted model, not a curated record. Gene Ontology annotation, biological process: protein insertion into mitochondrial inner membrane from matrix; mitochondrial respiratory chain complex III assembly. Bases 1 to 1596 code for a protein of 531 amino acids. Gene Ontology annotation, molecular function: ATP binding; ATP hydrolysis activity.
AUGGAAGACGGCGUCAUGGGCCAGAGCCUCUUUAUCGGGCUGUUGGAGAUGCUCUUCCCAGGCCUGACAUACCUUCCGUACCUUGCCGCCUUCAGCUUCCUCAUCAAGUACAUCCUCGAGUCCUGGUCCGAAUCCAUUACCGCCCGUUUCAUCUCAACCAUUGAGAUACGCGCCCAAGACGAGACCUACAACUUCCUCAUGAACUGGGUUUCCCGAAACAGCCUCUCGCAAAACAACUACCGCCUGCAUGCCUCCACCACCCUCACCAACGAAUGUUUCAACUGGGGUGAUGAGGGGCAAGAAAAGCGGGAUGUUGACAAUGACGAUGAGGGCGACCCUGUGGCGAGACAAGUCAGUGACCUGCGACCCAAGGUAUCGAUGUAUAAUGCCAAGCCACUGCACUGGACGCCGGCAUUUGGGACGCACUUCUUCCGCUAUGAGAACCGCAUCUUGGCUUUCACGAGGUCUCUCGAGAGCGGAAACUAUACGUCAAUGCCGCGACAGCCUGAAAAGCUUGCCAUAUCGUGUCUUGGGCGAGACGCCACGGUGCUCAAGCGACUGCUCUAUAAUGCCCGCAUUGACUUUCUGGAGAAGCAAAAGGGUAGAACGAGUAUUUUCAGAGCGACCAAGUUCAGCGACGACGAUGAGAUGACAUGGACGCGGUGCAUGUCGAAAGCGACAAGGCCGAUGUCUACCAUCGCACUUGAAGAAUCUCUCAAACAGGGUCUCAUCAAGGACCUUCGCCGAUACCUCGACCCCCAGACGAAGCAUUGGUAUGCCAAUAGGGGCAUCCCUUAUCGCCGCGGCUAUCUCUUCUCUGGCCCUCCGGGUACCGGCAAGACAAGUCUCACUCUUGCUGCGGCUGGACUAAUGGGCUUGGAUAUUUACAUGGUUAAUUUGAACUCCCCCCGCCUGGAUGAAGACAACCUCGCCUCGCUCUUUCAGUCGCUACCCUACUCAUGUGUCGUGUUACUGGAGGAUAUUGAUGCCACGGGAUUGGCUCAGAAACGCGGCGUGGAGACGACGAACACGGGUUUCCAAAGGCGGAAGAAGCGGGAUCGAGAACGCAUCUCACUUUCGGGCCUGCUCAACACCAUUGAUGGUGUCGCGGCUCAAGAGGGCCGCAUAUUGGUCAUGACUUCGAACCACACCGAGAAUAUCGAUCCGGCGCUUCUCCGUCCGGGGAGAAUUGACUUUACCAUCAGGUUUGGGCUUGCUACUUCGGAGACGGCUAUCACUCUCUUCACUCAAAUGUACGAUGCCCCGGACUUGGAAGGUGACGAUCCCGGGGCAGAGAAGAAGGCUAUCAGCGGAGACGAAAUGGCUGCGAGCACGUCUUUGAGAUCCCAGGCACAGGAGUUUGGAAAGAAGAUUCCCGAUCUUGCUCUUAGCCCUGCUGCUAUUCAAGGAUUCCUCUUGACCCAUCAAGAAGAUCCCCAUGGGGCUAUUGCCGCUGUAGAUGGUUGGGUACAACAAACCCUUACUGACAAUGAAACCAAAGUCUCUACGCCCGAAGAGGUUUCUGAGUCUGGCGAAGACUCGGACUCCGAAGGGAAUGAUGUCGGCGAUGAGGGCUCUAGUGUUCAGCCUUUUUGA